This is a messenger RNA of Dictyostelium discoideum AX4, 4242 nucleotides long. RefSeq lists its product as hypothetical. Bases 1 to 4242 code for a protein of 1413 amino acids. The record is from RefSeq and is a predicted model, not a curated record. The transcript has 6 exons. Lineage: Eukaryota; Evosea; Eumycetozoa; Dictyosteliales; Dictyosteliaceae.
AUGAUGAAUAAAAUAGUUUAUUUAUUAUUUUUUUUUAUAAUUUUAAAUGUCGGAUUUGUGUAUUCAAAAUUUGACAUAUUUGAUAUAACACCACAAAAUAAACAAAUUUCAUACCCAGAAAGUUACUCAAGCCACCAAUGCGCCAUUUAUAAAUAUAUUUUAGUAAAAAAUACAACACAACCAGAAAGUAUAGAUAAUAUUAAUCCAGCGAGUUUCUUUUUAACUUCCAAUAGUGAUAGUGCUAUUUAUUACCACUAUUUGGUAUUGGAGUUUGGAAAAGAACAACAAAUCAAUUUUACUGUUAAUGGAAUGGAUACUGAAACUGGUUAUCUAACAGUUAAUUGUAUUUGUAAAGAGAUAAAUGUUUCAUUGAUUACAAUAGAUAUUAUACAAAGCGUAACAUGGAGUGAUCAUUUAAAGUAUUCAUCAAUUGUUAGAUUAAAUGGAGUUCCAGAUGAAAGUCCAAAUCCAGGUGUUGAUGGUGUAAUAUUAAAUAGAUUGGGAAAUUCAUUAUUCCAAAUUCUUUAUAAAGAAAUUUAUUACACCAAAAUAUCACCAAACCAACUCCAAUGGGAUAUUGAUUUAGAAUUUACAAAUAAACAAAUUUUAAAAGUUUCAGUUCCAUUAAAUCAAUCAAAUAUUGGACAAAUUAAUAAUGUAUUUGGAUUUGAAGUUUAUAAACAAAAUAAUUAUCAAUAUAAUGGUUUUUUUGGAGGUGGUUUAUUAUUUAAAUCAAAUUCUUCUAUUCAAAGACCAAUUUAUACAGUUCUUUCACUCGUGAGUCCUUAUUAUUUUACAAUGACACCUAUUUCUGGAGUAUUUCAAAAUGUAACAUAUUAUUUAAACCUUUUCCCAAUUGCACCAUUUAAUCAAAGUUUUUCAUUAAACUCUCAAAAUGAAGAUCUUUCUUUUGAAAUUAAAUAUGAAACUUUUAUAGAAUUUAUAAGUCAAUCUGUUUCUGCAUAUUCACCAGCCACUCUUAGAUAUGAUAACAGCUCUAGUUCAAUUGUAUUUUAUACAGGUUAUUUUGAUGGUGUUUCUCCUUAUGACUUUAGAUCAUUUAAAUGUAAGUCAAAAGGAUUAUUUGAUUAUGGAAUAAACUAUGCCUUCCCAUUUGGAUUUGUAAGUGGUAAUAACGAGAAUUCAGGAAUGGGUAUUUCAAUACCAAUGUCUCCAAUUUCAUCAAAGGAUAAAUUUGAAUUCACAUAUGAUAGUAUUAAUGUUCCAAUUGAUGUUUUUUAUACAUUAGUUGAUUCAAAACCAUAUCCAUAUAUAACAUCAAUGGAAAAGAUAAAUAUAUAUGGAUUUAAAUAUAUAGUAAUUAUAAAUGCAUAUGAUUCUUUUGGUGUAAAAUAUAUCCAUACAAGUGUGAAUGGAGCAUAUAUUAGAAUUGGAACAGAAUCAUUGGUAAAUGGAGAUAAUAAAAAUGGAGUUUGGGAAUUUUUACAUGAUGGAGUUAAAUUGGGAAGUGAUUACGUUAAUUCAUUUACCAUUGAAAAUUUUUACGAUUUAAAACAAGAAUAUCAACCAUCCUAUCCUUUUUCAACUUCAAAUAUUGACCAAACAUUAGUUUUACCAGAAAUUAAAUUAAGUGAUAAAAUUAAUUUUUAUAAUGAUAUAAAAGAUAUUACAUUUAAGUUUAAUAAUGUUCAUAUUACAAAUCAAAGUGUAGAUAAUAUUUUAUAUUUUACAUUUGAUAAUAUUGAAAAUUAUAAAGAUUUAUCUAUUGGUUUUUCAUUAAAUGACCCAAAAUCAUUAAAAGAUAUGAAUUAUCAAAGAGAUAUUAAUAAUCAAGUAAAUUUUAAUGAUUAUACAUUUGCUCAAUGGGAUGAAUCAAAUAGUAGAUUUAGUGUUAUGUUUAAAAUGCCAGCAAAUGUUAUUCCAGGUGUAUUAGAUUGGUCAUUAACUUUUUCAAAAUAUUAUUCACUUAUUAGUACUGCUUUACCAGAUCAAUAUCAAUUAAAAGUAGUUUCAGAAAAUAUUGAUAUCAUUGGUCCAAUUGUAACAAAGGUUAUUAAAAAAACUCCAACUGAUUUCGGAACUUUAAAUGUUGGUUGGUUAUUAACAAUUGAAGAUGAAAUUAAUGGUUUACUAAAUGGUUUUAUUACAAUUAGAGGUGUUUUAGAUUCAUCAGUAUACAAUUUCACAAUUACACCAUUAACAGCAGUAAUUGGAAGUGGUGAUAAAUGGAAAGCAGAUUAUUUAAUUUCAAUUCCUUUAGAUGGUAGUUUAAAUAAUUAUGGUUGUAUUAUUCAAGAUUAUAGAAUUUCAGAUUUAAAACUUGUUGAUUCAUUUGGUAAUACAAAUUCUUAUAACCAUAAUGUUAAAGCUAAUGAUGGUUCUUUAGACUAUUCUUUAUUUCAACGUCCAAAUCCAUUUUACUUAUUUGAUUUAAGCGAAUUGACAUUUUCAAUUGAUAAUACAAUGUGCAAUGCUGUUUUUGAUUCAACUGGACCAAAAUUAACUUCUUUCCAAAUUUCAAAAACAAAAAUCGAUGUAGGUUCACAAGAUAGAUCAAUUACCUUUGAUUUUGCUGCACAAGAUUUAGAUAGUGGUUUGAAAGAUGCUCAAUUUCCAAUUGUUUAUUUAACAACUCAAAAUCUUGAUACUGCUCAAUGUGUUUCUACUAUUGUUUCAAAAACAGAUACAUCUACUAAUUAUACAUGUACAAUUGAUGUACCAUUAGGUUUUUCUUAUCCAUUAGGUUUCACAGUAUCAGUUUAUGGUUUCAUUAAUAAUGGUGGUUACUAUUCUGGUUUCCCAACUGAUGUAAUUAAAUCAAUUUCACCAAAUGCUUGGUAUGUUUCAACAGAUCAAUAUUCAAUGGAUAUUCCAAUCAUUACAAGUUCAACAGUAAUAACAAAUCAAGGUGGUAAUUUAUGGUUAGGUGGUAGAGGUUUUAAUUUUGUAGAUGAAAUUAAAAUUACUUACUCACCAUCCAAUAUAGUAUAUAAACAAGUUUCAACUAAUAAAUUUAAUAGUGCUUUAUUAGUUUCUGAUAUUAUUUCAACAAACGAUCCAUUUACAAUUCAACUCACAAAUUCAUCACCAUUAAAACAAUCAAAUAUAUUUACAAUUAAUCCAGUAUUAUACUUUUUUAAUUAUACUGAUCCAAUUCCAACUACUUCUCCAACUCCAACUACUUCUCCAACUGUAGCCCCAACUAAAUCACCAAUUCCAACUAAUCCUCCACAAAAAUGUAAAGGUAAUCCAGAAUGUGGUGGAGAGGAUAAAGGUGCUUGUACAAGUAAAGGUUGUAUUUGUUUCACUCCAUGGUUUGGUCCGGAUUGUAGUUCAAAAUUAGUUGAAGUUGUACCACCAUUAAUUAAUGGUACUGGUCCAUCUGUUGAAAUCCCAACUCCUGGAGGAGAAGGUGGUUCAUCAACAACAAGUGGAGGUUUACCACCACAAAUAAUUUAUAAAACAUUAGUUUCAGUUGUUUCAUUAAGAGAAUUAGAUUUUAAUGGUAAAGCAAUAAAAACUAUACCAUUAAAUUCAUGGGAAUAUACUGAAAUAAACUCAACAAUUAGUCGAUAUGAUACAAUAUUAACAAUUGAGGGUAAACAAGAAAAAGUUAAUGUAACUACAGUAAUGCAGUGGUUUGAUAAGAGUUCAACAAUAGUUUUCGCAGGUCAACAAUUAAAAAUGAAUCCAUCAACUAUUAAAUUCAAUAUUGACAUUUCAAGUUACCCUUUUUCACAAGCAUUAAAUCAACUUCAAUUAGUAAUGUCUGCAACAUUAAUUUCAUCUGGUAAUGAUAAUAGUGAUAUAUGUUCAUCAAAAUCAUUUGGUGAUACAACAAAUGGCGAUGAUUCAAACUUUAUAAAAUUGCAAGUUGAUGAUCAUUCUGUUUAUGGUAGAUUCUUAAAGAGAGCAAUCGUUGAUGAUAUCAUUAUUAGUGUUGAUAAUGUUUUAUUAGAUAGUUCAUUAAAUUCAAUUGAAUCAAAUACACAUACUCAACAAUCAUUUAUUGGUAUUAAUAUUCCACAUUUUAGUAGACAUGUUUCAAUUGAUCCUGAUUUUUCACUUUUAAUUGAUCAAAAUCCUGCAUCAAAGUCAAGUGAAAAUUCAAUAUGUUCAAAUGAUUCUGGUUUAUCAAAAGGUCAAAUUGCUGGUAUUGUAAUUGGUGCCACUGGAUUUGCAGCAGUUGUAUUUGUUAGUGCACUUUAUUCAAUUCACAAAACUAGAUCAAACAAAAAAAUGAUUUCCAAUAUCUCAAAAAAAUUAGAAACAAUUAAAUAA